CACCCAGCCUCCCACGGAGAACUCUGUGUGUGUGUGAACUGGCACAACAUUGCUGUACCGACCGCUGCAGUGUGACGACAUUCAGCAGAACAAUCGGCCUUUUUAUUCCAGCAGGAGCCUCCCCGUCCUGUGAGCUGCCUGAAUCAGCAAUCCUCUCGCAACAGGGCCUUUUCGAAGGAGAAGGAACUGACACUGUUCACUGUGAUAAGUACGUGGGGAGACGAUGGCUCACUGGAUCACUGGCUUGUUGCUCCUGAUGGGACUGAGCACCACAACAAGCUCCAACCCUGGCUGCCGUGUCCGCAUCACUGAGAGAGGCCUGACGCUGAUUCAGUAUGAAGGAUUGAAAUUUGUUGCUGAAGAACUUGAAAAUAUCUCAAUUUCGGAUUUAUCUGGGAAACAGGGUCCAUUCCAGUAUUCCAUUAAUGGGGUGAAUAUCACUGAACUGAAUUUAUCUGGUGCCACCCUUGGCUUCCAAAAUGAUGCUGGUCUACUCUUUGAAACAAUUAACUCAUCCAUCAGCAUCACCUUCCAGAGGGACAUGAUGUACUGGCUGUUGAAGGACUCUGGCCAGAUUAAUGCCUCUGCUGAAGGAGUCAACAUCUGGACUGUACUACAUCUGUCCAAGGGUGAAUUUGGGCAGAUGAUGAUAAGCAAGGUGUCCUGCAAAGCCUCCAUUGCCGGAAUGAAAGCAAAGUUUAAUGGGAACUUUCGGGGCUUUUAUGAAAUAUUCUCAACAAUUCUCACAACCGGCUUGCGCUUCCUAAUAAACCAGCAGAUUUGCCCAGCCUUACAGCACUCGGGGCUGGUGCUGCUGAACUCGCUGCUAGAGACUGUACCAGUGCGAACAGCAGUGGAUCAAGACGUAGGGAUCGAUUAUUCCCUCCUCAGUGACCCCGAUGUUAAAUCUGAGUGGAUGGACAUGGACUUCAAGGGAAUGUUCUACCCUCUUCGUGAUGAAAAUGACACACUGCCAAACACUGUAAGUAUCCCUGAUUUGAAGAGCAAGGAUCGCAUGGUGUACAUCUGUUUAUCCGAGUACUUCUUUGACUCUGCCAUGUACUCUUAUUAUAAAGCUGGAACACUAAAGGCUGAUAUUCCUGAGAGCAAGAUGCCCAUGGAUAUUGCUUAUUUACUGAGGACUACAUUCUUUGGAUUAAUCAUCUUGAUGACCCCAACAUCAUCAGCCAAGGAAGCUCCUUUGCUGCUCAAGUUGGAAGUGACAUCGGUUCCUCACUGCACAAUCAAGCCGUCAGGGAUCACUGCCAGUGUCAGCGCUCGCAUGAAUAUCAUCCUCCUGCCGCCAAAUGCCGCACCAGUCACAUUGUCCAGUAUAACAAUGGAGUCAAAGUUGAAUGCUAAGGUGGCUUUGAAGGGGAAGAACCUAGCAAUCACACUGGGCCUUAAAAGAUUCAGGAUUUUCUCAGCGAAAUCAACUCUAGAAUCACUGGCGUUGAUUCCUAUACAGGCUCCACUGAAGGCUCUUCUGCAGCUCACUAUCAUGCCAAUUAUCAAUGAGCGAGCUCUGCAGGGUGUGCAGAUUCCACUGCCAGAAGGAAUUGAUCUCAUCAAUGAGACUGUGACAAACCACAUGGGUUUUCUGUCAAUUGGAGCAGAUUUACAUUUUUACAAAGGCCUGAGGGAGGUAAUUAAUAAGAACACACAAGUCUCCACAAAGAGCACAACUCUAUUCAAGUAGGAACAAAGCUGUGAUGAAUGGCAGCUGCUCAAGUGUAGGAA
This is a messenger RNA of Amblyraja radiata (thorny skate), 1740 nucleotides long. It is a transcript of the gene pltp, whose product is annotated as phospholipid transfer protein. The record is from RefSeq and is a predicted model, not a curated record. Bases 224 to 1699 code for a protein of 491 amino acids. Gene Ontology annotation, biological process: phospholipid transport; ceramide transport; high-density lipoprotein particle remodeling. Lineage: Eukaryota; Metazoa; Chordata; Chondrichthyes; Rajiformes; Rajidae. The transcript is spliced from 17 exons. Gene Ontology annotation, molecular function: lipid binding; ceramide transfer activity; phosphatidylethanolamine transfer activity.